UACUAAAAGAGUUUUUGAGGCCCAUGUUAAAGCAAAAGAAUCGGGGGCCCAAUCCUCUUCUAGUGUUAGAUGAACAAAGUAAGAAAAAGUCGGAAGCUCGAGUAUUUCGUCUCCCAUGGCUGCCAACUCUUUCUCUCUAUCAAUUUGUAGGACCCAAAAUUGUGAACAAACAAAACUGCCUAUAUGACAGCACCAGAACGACCGCAACCAGAAGUGCCAUCAAUCGACCUCAGGGAGUACUCUGCAUCAUGACAGCACCAGGACGACCACAACCAGAAGUGCCAUCAAUCGACCUCGAGGAGUACUCUGCAUCAAAGACUCUGAUUCCUUUUGACCGACCAGUCCCUCUUCUUCGAGGUCCCAUCAAGGCUGGCCCACAAGAAGAAACAGUUGGGCAAUUCAUCCUCGCAUUUAAAGACCCUAUCUCCUGGGCCUCUGCAUACAAGGCUUGUGAAUCUCAAGUCACUCAACAAUGUGAAUCUGGAGCUAGGAUUGGUUGCUCUAUCGCAGCCUCAGACAAAUGUAAAACUCCUUGGUGGAAAUCAUUCACUGGCAGUGCUUCCAAUCAAGACUUUGCAGAGAGGGCGAGAUGCGAAGAACGUGAAAUGGAGGCUUGCCUUGAAGCAGCAAAUGGGAAGUGCCAUGAAUUUGCAAAGCAGAAGUGCUUCCCAGCAUUUCGUGAUGCAUGGAUUGGUGUAAAAGGAUUGAGUCCCAAAGUGAAGAAAAAAGAGUUAUCCAGGCUUAUUUCUUGGGUGAAGUUAGGGGAGAAUUGUCAGAUAGCUGAUCUUUGGAGAUUAGAGAGGCCUUGGCUCGAGUUUAAGGCACAACUACAAGUGUCUUAUUGCAAAGGGAGUGAUAUAUUAGGUUGAGAUGACACACAAAAUUAUGAGAACUAAUGUUUGAUUUGUAACUGAAGUUCAAUAUGACAGCACAUGUUCUUGUCUUGUUGAUUCCUUGAAGAAAUCUUUCUUUUUGAUUCUUGUA
Solanum lycopersicum (tomato) is the source of this 984-nucleotide messenger RNA. RefSeq lists its product as uncharacterized. NCBI's taxonomy places the organism in Eukaryota, Viridiplantae, Streptophyta, Magnoliopsida, Solanales, Solanaceae. The record is from RefSeq and is a predicted model, not a curated record. Gene Ontology annotation, cellular component: plastid.